Messenger RNA from Rangifer tarandus platyrhynchus (Svalbard reindeer), 531 nucleotides. NCBI's taxonomy places the organism in Eukaryota, Metazoa, Chordata, Mammalia, Artiodactyla, Cervidae. The record is from the annotation of a GenBank genome assembly.
AUGUGGGGGGCGUUGGCUCUACAGCCGCUGGGGACCCCCCUCACCCCAGUUGGCUCUGGUCGAGCUGAGGGGAAGCCUGAGUGGUGGGUGACUUUCAGGGGCCCCGGGCCUUCGGCAGCCUGUCCGGCCCUGGUCUCGGUCCCUUGGAGGAAUAGGUCCAGCAGGAGUGUUGCUACCCGGCUCGCUGGCCUGACUGCAGCACUGAGGACAGGGCCCAGGCCCUUCCCCAACAGAGUCGCUGCCCUGCUGGGAAGGGGCCGUGGGUGCUGGACCUGGGCUGAGGCAGACCAGAAAGGGAAGUGGACAGCCUCGGCGGCCCAGAGGCAGCCCAGGCGUCUUCCCUGGCCUGACUGGGACUCACCUCAUCUGAAAGGAGACGCCCCCUUCCCCCCGCCACCUCCCACCUCAGGACAGGUGUACCUGGGCCCAUGCCUCCCGAGAGCAGGCAGCCUCCUGGGCCCCUUCCUGCUCACCGUCGCCGGGUCAGGGGAGGCUGUCCUCCGUAAGGGCCGUGGGGGUGACUGUGGAUAG